Brachypodium distachyon (stiff brome) is the source of this 1182-nucleotide messenger RNA. RefSeq lists its product as uncharacterized. Lineage: Eukaryota; Viridiplantae; Streptophyta; Magnoliopsida; Poales; Poaceae. Bases 89 to 835 code for a protein of 248 amino acids. The transcript is spliced from 5 exons. The record is from RefSeq and is a predicted model, not a curated record.
UAAAGGCAGUUUGUCUUACCGACCCGGCAACCCCUGCUCGACCGCUUGCUGUCCCCGUCCUCCCCGCAAGGCCGGAAAGCCAGCUCCGAUGCUCUCCGCCACCACAGCCUGCCUUCCCCUGCUUCUCCGCCGCUCGCCGCGGCCCACCCCCUUGAGUUCCUCCCAUGAUUUCCAGGGUUUGGCGAGCCCUACCCACCCGCGGCCCCGCCGGCGGACUUUGGCCUGCCGUGCGGAGCUACAGCAGGACGCGCCGUUCGUCGCCGCCAUGGGCGCUUGCGUGCUCGCUUCCCUCGCGCUCCCACAGCCCAGGAUCCGAGGAGAGGCUGGGGAAGAGGAGGACGAAGGGGGGUUUGGCGCGACGGACACGAGGAUGGGCGUGAUGGGCAUCAUCUCCUUCCUGCCGUACUUCAACUGGCUGAGUUGGGUCUUCGCGUGGCUGGACAGCGGGAGGAGGUUGUAUCUGGUCUACGCGGCCGUCUACUUGGCUCCUUAUCUUAGAACGAACUUAUCGCUGUCCCCUGAUGAGAGCUGGUUACCUAUCGCUAGCAUCUUCAUCUGCAUUUUGCAUGUUCAGCUGGAAGCAGGCAUCAGGAGUGGUGAUAUUGAGGGCUUCACGUUUGUCGAAAAAGCACAGAAGCUUCUCUUUCCCAAUCCUAUGAAAGCAAAGGAUGGUCACCGUGGGAAGAAGAGAGAAUCUCUCAGAACGGGCCACCGGAGCAACACGAGAAUACCUUCAGCGCAUGAGUCUAGAGAGAAGCUUCGCAAUUCAGAUAUCUUCAAGAGAAAACUUGAUGAGCCCAACGACGAGAAACAAAAGAAAUCAGACUGGCAUUGAAAGCGAUAGGGCUCCGUUCUCGUUCAUGGCAAUGAAAAGGUUUAGCGGAGAUGCAUGUAUCUGCAGAAAGUCAUGUGUGGGUUGAAGCUGAAGUUGUAGUAUCCUUGUUAUUGCGAAUUGGUCUGUAUUUUCAGAUUUGUUGUGUUGAAUUAGGUACUAGGAGUAGUUAGUUUCCAAUAAAGUGUGCGACCUGCUCAAGCGGGCAACCAAGGGUACCUUGACAUGCUGUAACUUCAGUGCUCUGGAGAUUCUGUAUGAUGUUGUAGUGUUGGCAUAAUAUUUGUACUCUCUCUGUCCAACAAAAGAUGUCUCAACUUUGACCAAAUUUGAAUGCAUCUAUACGCUAA